This is a messenger RNA of Cydia strobilella, 1411 nucleotides long. RefSeq lists its product as uncharacterized. Lineage: Eukaryota; Metazoa; Arthropoda; Insecta; Lepidoptera; Tortricidae. The record is from RefSeq and is a predicted model, not a curated record. The transcript is spliced from 4 exons. The coding region runs from base 1 to 1212 and encodes 403 amino acids.
AUGGUGAUCCAGAACCAUGUGUACAAACGAGUGAAGCAGAACAGCUCCGGCAGGGUGUUCUGGAGAUGCGUCCUGGUCCACCGAACGGGAUGCAAAGCCUACUGCCUCGUCGACGACCAUGAGAUCGACAUGGGCAACGAUCACAAUCAUGACCCACCAAAAAGCAGAACCAAGACUGGUGUUACUCUUAUCCCGUUUGGCAGAAAAUAUCCACUGCUCAUGUAUAAAGGACAUACUUACAAGAGAUUUUCUAAAUUUAUGUCUGGAAAGGUCCUAUGGCGAUGUUCCGGCAUCCUUAGAGGAUGCAAAGCUAACAUUAUCAGUAAAAACGAAAAUCCUUCGGAAGGAUUAGAGGCAUGCAAAGGACAACAUAACCAUGAGAGACCACAGUACCAUCAAAUGGUCGAUGGAACUUGGAUCAAGGUGUUUUACAAGACAUCGGCUAGAGGCAAACGUCAGCUGGUGGUGAACGGCUUCGCCUUCAUCUGCCGGACGUACUGCGUCAACCACAUCAAGAAGAUAUGGAAGUGCGCUUCCCACUCGGACUGCACCGCCAAAGUCCACACUGUCCAGGACCAAAUCAUUGUUCCAGGAGACGCUGGUUUAAAAUUCGUAAUAAGUGAUGUAACCUCUGGUGUCACACAGGACAAUUCUGAUGAUGAUGUAAUUGAAGUAGUAAGAGAUGAAGCCCCCAUUGAAAUAUUAUCCGAUGGAGAAGAAUACGAAUUAAUUAAAAAGAAGCAUAACGAACAAUUUGCAGUAACAGAAAAUUUUCAAUUUUCAUCGCUUGUUAUUAAUGAAACAAAAGAGGACUCCUUCCUCGACAAAAUGGACACAAGUGAACCGGUUGAUCCUUUGAAAAGUUUUGAGGAGAGCGACGUUUUGAAUCAAAAUCCUGUGGAACCUGCAGCUCCAUUGAUUCAUGCUGUUACAGUACCUGUAAUAGCGCAUUCCUCAACCGUCGACAUUCCAAAAGAACCCACAAAAUCAGAUAUUGAACAUAAUAUCGCAAAAAUAAGCAUUACUGAUAAAACAGAAUUAAAUCAGAAUGACGAAACAAAGAAGGAUGAUUCAGCAAAACCAGAUAAAGUUGAUCCGGUGGAAUUCCCUAAACCAGACGAAAACAAAGUACAAACAUCUCUUCCAGACGAACCUCAAAACGUACCCAAUGAUCAAGUGCCUAAUAAAUCUACUACAAACAAAGUUGGCUAAAUGUUACAAUUAAAAGAUACUCAAAUUUUACUACUUUAUAAGACAUUGUAUUAAAAUAUUAAAUAUUCGAUUUUUAUAAGCUUUGAAAUAACAAUUAAUAUUAACAUUUAAAUGUGCUAGAAGUUAUGCGCACCUAUUUUAGUUUAUUUGUGUGUAUUAUCAGUCUCAUUAAAGAAAUCAAUAAAUCAUACAUAAAGCG